CUCCCUCCCCCGGCGCUUUCGUACGGCGUGCGCGUACGGGCGCCGCAUUACCGAUCGAGCGAGCCGACGACUCGAGCGCGCGCGGGCCGAGUCCGGCGGCGCGAUUAGACCCCGCGUUACCCGCGUAGUGCGCAGUCAGUGUCGAGGGAGAUGGCACGCCGUGCGGCCGUGUCAUCGUGAUCUCGCGCGCGCGUCGACGUCCGCGGGCUUUUUCUCCCCCCCUCCCCUGUCCGUGCCGAGCGGCGUGCCGCUCGCGUAAUGACAUAAUCGAGUGCGCGUUUCUUCGGUGGGUCUCGUUUCGGUGGUGCGCGAGACGCGGCGACUCGCUCGAGGACGGGGCGGAUAGUAGAGUCGGUGGUGCGGGCCGUGAGAGUGAGUUUACCGCGGGACACCCGGCGCCUCUUCGCCUCGGGAUCGCGACGUAGUUCGCGCCUCGCGUGGCGUCGCGGCGGGCGGCGACAGCUACGCGAGACACCGGGGGCCGUCACCUUGAGUCGGGCGAGACCUUGCCUCUCCUCUCCGUCUCUCUCGCGCGUACGCUCGUAGGAGACGUAAUCCCCCGCCGACAAACAAGCGGGGCCCCUCGCCUACGCGCGCGCGUCGGGCCGCGCCGCCGGCUAUGAGAGUACCGAGUGAAGUUAGCGGCAGUCGCGACCUUGCUCGCCGCUGCCGCCGUCUCGCGCGCGAUCAUGCUACGUAACGACUCGCGACGUGUGCAACGCUCGCCCGCGCGGCAACAGGAAUCGGCGUGGAACGUCGCCGCGCCGCGGGACGAACGCUACUGAAGACGGGAAGCGAAGCGAAGCGGAGCGGAGCGGAGCGAAAACGUCAACCGGCCGGCCGGCACCCGAUGGCAGCGUUUCCAAUUCCGAUCGCGUUCGCGUGCGACGACGACGACGUGUCACCAGCUGCUGCUGCCGCCGCGACGUUUUGACCAGCGCGCGCUGGCGGUAGAGAGGCAGGAGCCAAAGGAGUUUUUCUCACUCGCGGCUGGUCGGCGCGUACCCGCGCCAUGCCCGGCGAUCCCCGGCCGCGUCAAGGAGGUUAGACGGCCAUUGACCGGCGGCGAGCCGCGACAGCGUGUGGUGUAGCCGCGCGCGCCGAACACGCGCCGGUUUCGAGUAGGCGCGAGGCACGUAGGGGGACCAACUCCGGUUCCCGCCGUUUCCGAAAGGGAGGGACGUCGACCCCCCUCCGCCCUCUCCGACGAGUUGGGGAGUCGCGUGUCCGUGCGCGCGGAGCCGGCGCGAUUCGCUCGUGGUCGCGCGUAUUAUGUCGCGCUACGUGCGCCGCGCGGAGAGACGCAACGGUACGCGGUACUGCGGUCACGUCGGUGAGAAGAGCGCGAGCGGCCAGGAGCGCGGACCGGGCGGUCGCACAUCAUCGUCGAGCGCGUGAGGAAUCGCGAGGACCGGCUCGCCGGAGGAUGCGGCAGUACCCGCCGCCGGUGUCCCCACGUAGGCGAGCUACGUGCUGGCACGUCGUGCCAGUGAUGUCGUGGGUGUCGUCAGGGUCAUCCGCAGCGCUGCUGGACCUGGACCAUGGCCGGCAAGCCUGAGCAGCCGUCCACGCUCCCUGCCCCCCCGAGUCACGGCCAUCAGCAUCAGCAUCAUCACCAGCAGCAGCAGCAGCAGCAGCAACAACAGUCGCAUCACCCGCAGCAACAGCAGCAGGCUAUACAGCAGAAUAGCGUGCUGGUGUACGUGUCGGGGGAGAACUUUGCGUACGCCACGGCGGUGGGUCAGAAUGUCGCCGCGACCGCUGCUGCCGCUAUCGCGGUCGGUUAUCAGUCGCAGCCGCAGCAGCAGCAGCAGCAGACGACGACGCAAUACGCCGGCAUCCUGCAGACGCCGCAGGUGGCGACGGCGCAGGCGGUUACGACGACCUUUCCCGCCAAAACCGCCGUAUACUGCGCCGACGAGAGCGGGGUCAACGUAGGGAGUAACGCCACCACCACCAUCACCACCCCCGCGAUCGGCUGUUGCCGCCUGAAGCCGUCGCUCGAAGCGACGACGGCAACGACGACGACGGCGGCGGCGGCGGGUGCGGAUGGCUGCGAGUCCAGGCACACACCUUCUCUGGCGAACGACGAGGACGAGGAGGACUACGCGAUGCUGUAUCGGCAGGCCAGUCUGGGCCACUCGACGGCAGUGUGCGCCACGUCGACGACGACGACGACCGCGGCGAUGGCGAUGAUGACGCGCAAGCGGACGCCGGAGAGCGGGGGAGAGGCGGACGGCCUCGGCAACGGCGACCCGAUGGUGUCCGGCGCGAAGACGUAUCAGACCGCGCGGCUCCAGCACCCCGGCGGCGCUGGUGACGCGUACCCCGCGAGGAUCGGCGGCGAGUACAACGCCGCGACGAACAAUAAUAGAAUCGCCGCGCGAGCGAAUCCGGGCGACGACGACUGCUGCGGCGGCGGCGGCAGCAACGGUAUCGCGCUUCAGAACGCCGGCGAGCAGCAACAGGCGGCGAGCGCGGACGACAGCGGCCGGCAGCAGGACGGUUUCGACCAGCAGUCCGCCGCCUCCUCGGCGCCGACGUCGGCGCUCGGCGCGACAGUGUUGGUCAGUGUUGGCGACGGUGGUGUCGGUGUGGUCGCGGCGACCGGCGGCUGCGACUCGGCCAGGUCCGACGAGUCGUCGUCGGCGGCGACGGCGACGGUGACGUCGACGACGGCGACGGCGACGACGACGUCGCCGACGAGCUACAGCAGCCUCGGUAGCCCCGACGAGAGUCAGGGACAGCACGACGGCGGCAUGCCGGUGCCGAGUAAUAAUCAUCCCGGCGGUGGUAGUGCGUGCGCGCAGCAGGCUGCGCGCCAGCAGCCGCCGUCGCGUGUCAACGGUAGUAACAAUAAUGGUGUGCAGCAUAACGCGGUGGUGUUGACAAUGAACGGUAGUGCGGUGGUUACGCAGCAGCAGCAGCAGCAGCAGCAACAAUUGUCGGCGAUCACCGUGCCACGUGGAUGGAAAAGGAUAUGCACCAACGGGGUCAUCAUUUACAUCAGUCCAAGCAGUACGGCGCUGGGUUCGCUGGACCAACUGAAGGAAUAUCUGACGACAGUGGGAACCUGCAAAUGCGGCCUGGAGUGCCCGCUCCGGCCCGAACAGGUCUUCAACUUCGACCCCAAGGUUGCGACGCGACCUUGGAGCCCGGAUCAGGGCAAGACGCGGGAGAUGACCAAGCUCUGCAACCAUAAGAGGAAACUUCUGCUGCCGGCCGCGGCCGCGGCCGCCAGUCCUGUUGCGUCCUGUACGCCGGCGGUCUCGUCGUCGACUUUAUCUUCUGGCCCGACAACGGCCUCGAUUCACGCGAACGCCGACUCGCCCACGUCGCCGGAUAAAACCAGAAAAGAUGGUCUCAGCAAGAAGAAGAAGAGGAAACUAGGAGGCAUAGGCGGCAUUUAUUCCGGCGUCUCGGUUUCACAACUUCUGGCACAACGGGAGAGAGCUAUUGCCGCGGUUGCGGCAUCUGGAGUUCAAGGUUCACCGGUGCCUAAUGGAUCGCAGGUAUGGCCGAUUACGAUCCCGAAUCUGCAAGUUCAGCAGAAUGGACAACAAAUCUGUCAUCAGUCUUUAAGUUCGCCUUCCCAGAAUCAUGACGUUAGCAGUUGUGCGAGAAAUCCUCAACAGAGGGUAAAUCAACAUAAUAUGUCGGGCAUGCUGAUGGGCAACCCGUUGAUUAUGAAUCAGCAGGGUACAAAUUUCAAUAAUAUGACUCAGCAGCAGCAGCAGCUUUUACAACAGCAACACCAGCAGCUUAUUCUACAGCAGCAACAACAGCAGCACCAGCAGCUCAUUCAGCAGCAGCAACAAUCGCAGCAGUUGUUGCCGCACCAGCAGCAGUUACAACACAUGCAAAUUUUACAGCAGCAACAACAACAGGAACAACAUCAAAACACCGUAGUAAAUCAAUUAGCGCAACAGCAGACUCCUCAUUAUAUCAAUCAACUAAAUCAGCAGUCGUUACAUGUAAUGCAACAGCAGCAGCAGCAGCAACAUUUGAAUCAGCAGCAACAGCAGCAGCAACAACAGCAGCAGCAAAUGCAUUUGCAGCAAAUUCAAAAACACAAUAUGCAACAACAGCAGCAGCAUUUAGUACAGGAAGUGGAUCAACAACAAUCGGCAAAUUAUAAUAAUCAGCAUUCUGUUGAGAAUUACGUGCAUCACAUGCAAACGUCGCAAGUGCCGAAUCAAACCGCCCUCCAUCCGCAGUUGCAUCAGCUUCAUCAGCAUCAAAUGCAACAGUCACAACAGAAUCAGCACGCUAUGCAGCCUCAAUCGACAGAUCACUUCCAAAUGCAGAUUCAGCAGCAACUGCAACAGCAGCAGCAACAACAGCAACAACAGCAUCAGCAGCAAAUGUCACAAGUAUGCAUUCAGCCACAAUAUUCGAGCCAACAAUUGAAUCAUCACUCUGUAGACAUUAUGCAGCAACAAACUGGUUCUGCCGUCAUGACUAAUAUCAACGCCAUGGACAUUCAAAAUAGGCAUAACCGAUCAUCAGUUGAUGAAGAUCUGAAUGCAAAACAAUUACAACAGCAACAGCAGCAGCAACAACAACAACAACAGCAGCAACAACUUUUGUUACAUAAUCAUUCGAUGCAGCGACACCAUGUGGUCCAAAAUGGCGGUUUGCCGAGUAGUCCUCAUGAGAAUGUUCAACGGAUGUACGCUCAAAAUCAGGUACAAUAUCCGGCGAGAAAUUUCGAUCCCGCAAAGGGAACGAAUACAGAUGCCAAGAUGGGACAUCAACAACAAUUUCUCUCCAAUCAUACGGGACGAAGCCCGAACACCAGUCACACUGUUGAGGUGCAGCAAUCUGGUAUGGGACCAAACGGGCAACCCGGCAAUAUGCAUUUCAACAACAGGACACCGCCAUGGCAACAAAAUCGCGCCGCAGUUGUAUCCCAUCAACCGUCCGUCACAGUUCAGAAUAUCACUUGCAAUUCGUUUGACCGUGUACCGCCGCUUCAUCAUCACAUUCCACAGCCUUCCAAUUGGACGGACGAGACCGCACGGAAAAAGGCGAAGUCGAAUAAAGUAGUAGUGAAGAAGCAGCGUCAGCAUGGAGUCGCAGAGUUGUCGAGAACAAAUAAUGGAUUGGAACAUUCGACACCAAGUCCGGUAGAUGAAUUCAGUGAGAAUAAUCAACAAAAUAACGGUCAGGUAGGCUCAACGUUCAACAGUAGCGGUCCUUCGUUCCUAGAGGAUCCUAGUGGGUACCUCGCUCAGCAAACGGCGCUGCUAAACAGCACGAUAUCGAGACAGACUGGUGUCAGUAGUUCUCAAGUAGGCAUGAUGAACAAUAAUUCGAAAGCAUCGUCUCAAACCAGUCAUGGCAUGCAUGUGCCUAACACCUAUAUUCCUCAACCAAAGCCUUCCUCUAUCGCCAGUCCCACGAGUACCUCGUCAUUUGCUUCCGUAAAAAAUCACGCAACCUCGCCGGUUGUCGUACACAGUAGUAUGACGCCGACGUCAAGCAGCGGCACGGAUUCCGAGAGUAGUCCAUGUCAAGGCUGUGUCACCAGCGCCGACACGCAGUCCUACAUUCAGGAUCAGUAUAAGCAGCAGAUGCAGCGACAGUACCUGAUGCACACGGAUCAGCGCGAAGAUCCUGUUACAUCGUCAACGUUCGGCGAGCGAUAUCAAACGAAUAAUCAACCGCAAGCCGAUUCCAGACCGAUACAAGGCGGUACUGUGAGCACCAGUCAUGGAUCUCCCAUCGGUACGAAUAGUCCGGCUAAUUCGGACACGCCAGCAGCCUCGACGCCUGGAAUUUCGCAACCGGCGACCCCGCAGAGUCUCAUUUCGUCGCAACCGGCGACGCCACAUAGCUAUUCGCAACCGCCAACACCUCAUUCACAUGUCUCGGGCCAAAUGCCAUCGCAGACACUAACUCCACAAGCGCAACAGCAGCUGUCGCAAUCCUUGAUUGGUGGCAGCAUUCAAGAACAAAGAUCGGAGACUCCUAGUUCUGGCACGAUGAGUUCCAGUGGUAUUCCACCUAGUACUUCACCAUCACAGACGUCCUCGUCUGUGUCGGAUAAUUUAACAUCACAAGUGAAACGGCAAAUAACAAGGCAAAGUUCUCUAGAUGGUUAUCAACCUCACCCACACACCGUCAAUGCGGUCUCCAGGAUACCCAUAAACACUUUUAGUGGAACAUCAUCCGUGAUAACAACUAUGGCAAGUGGUCAUACAGUUAGUAGUAACACAAUUACGUCUGUGUUAGCCGGAAGAGCAAACACGGCUACUGUUUCCAUAAACACUCCGUCUGCGAUACCGAAUCCUGCUAUAUCCAGUCUUUUGCCGAACAAGCCACAACAUCAGACACAACCUACGGUAUUGACGAAUGUGCCGGGUACUCCAGUUACGACUCACUCAUCUAUUCCACUUAGUCAAUCUUCGACGAUGAGCGUCUCUAAAUCACCGCUCGAAAUGGUUCAGAGCGUUGUUAGCAGCAUACAAGUACCUCAGACGAGUACGAACUCAUUGCAGCCGCAAAUGCAACAGCAGCACCCGCAACAACAGCAGCAGCAUCAGCCACAACAGCAACAACAUCCGCAAGCCAAUGUUCAAGUUCACAACGUUCUCACUUCAGGAGGUAUACUGAAGCAUCCUGCUGGAUCGGCGCUACCACCCGGUCAUAUAUUGGUGUCCAGUGGCGGUCAACUCAUAAUGGCGAGUACCGGGUCGACUAUUAAUGGCGUGAUGGCGCCUCCUCCACCGAAAAUCAUCUCUAACGCCAAUUCUAUGCCACCAUUGUCAGUAUCGCCGAUGGUUACCAGCGUAACCGGAGCCGUCAGUCAAGUAAUCCCUGCGGUGGGCGUAGCCCAACAAGUGAUAGGGCAACCUACAGUGCUGGUGAAUACUAUUCAGACUCCGGUGUUGAUUCAACCUGGUGUAAUGACGAUGGAUAGCAUAGGCCAGAACGUGCAGAUACCACAUCUGACGGUUGCUACCGGCAAUGUUAUACAAAACACUCAGUCCAUCAUUGACGCAAAUCAGGAUGUGUCCAGAACGGUCGGCGCCAAUCAAGGCAUGACGGUGAAUCGACAGCCGGCGCUAUUGUCGCCGGAAUCGGCGAUGACCAAGAAAAAGGCAUACAAGAAACGAAAAGCAAAUCCACAAACAGUGGCGUCGAUGCUACACAUUGCCUCGUCCCAGCAAAACGCUGGUAUGUUGAUGCAAUCGCAGUCAAACUUCGCCCAGCAAAACUUUCAGACUCAGAGCAUAGGCGGACCCAUGCUCCAGGCGCUAACUAUUGUGCCUGGUAAGGGCGGAGCACCGGCGCAGCUUGUGAUGAACGGUCAGACCGGCGCAGCGUCCGCGCAAUUUAACACUCAGCAAAUAAUCACAAAUCCUCAACCAGCUCAACAAAUAAAUCUCCUUCAACCGGUGAACUUAUUAAAUGGCACAGCCGGGAUGGUUCAGAAUUUCCCUACUAUCCAGCAGUUUAUCGUGCCAGGUUUGGGUAGCAUGGUAAUGUCUGCAGACGGAACGGCUACGUUAUUGCAAGACGCAGGUAACAUCGGGAUGCAGCUUCAGAUACAGAAUGUCAAUGGUCAGAACGUGUUGACGCCGGUACAGAGCCAUGGUGGCAUAUUCAAUCCGAGUCAGAGCAUAUUGGCCGCCGGUCCAGCCGGCAUGGUCAUAAGGGCGCCACAGGCAACUGGCGGAAAGAUAAUUCAACAGCACAGUCCAGGAGCGCAGUUUCUUUCGCCGAAUAGCGGCCAGUUCCUAGUGAACGGUACAACAUCCUUCGGGAAUCAAUUGAGUCCGAUAGUGGCCAAUGUUAGUCCGAAUCAGCAAGUGACGUUCAACGCUUCGCAAGUGAGACCGCCAAACAUGCAAGGUCAGCAGGAGUUCAUACAGAUGAAUGGGCAAACGCUUAUGGUACCUUGCGCAACCGCACAGAAUAUUGCCGUCUCUUCAGCAUCGAAUCAACAGAACACGACCUUUGUGCAACAGAACACGACGAUCGUACAGCAGCAGACAACUAUGGUCUCAAACAAUCAGAUACCAAAUUUUCAAAGCGCAGCUUCUAACGGCGGACAAACUGUCGAUCCUUCUUUAAAUCUCGACCAUAAUCAGUCUUAUAUUCUGAGUUCCGGUAUGAUUCAGGGUAAGGCGGCGUCAUCAUCUCCGAAAAGCGGCGUAAAUUCGCCGUCGUCCGAUCAGAAUGUCGAACAGCAACAAUACGUGCUAGCCAGUAGUAGCACGACCGUCAUGGAGAAAACGGCCCAACAAAAUGAACAGCACAGCCCGUUGAUGGCAAGGCAUUCUGUGUCGACGCAAACCGCAGGGAACCAAACGAACGUUGCGCAAUCGGCGAUGAUGCGGCAAGGAUCUCCUCCCGACACGACCACCCAUAGUCCGGGAAACAGUCAGAGAUCCAACAGUCCAGCUGUGGAUACUACUACACAUGGUGCAGCCUCGCCAGCGCCUCCGAUCACCGCUAGACAUCACUCGUCAUCCACGCCUAUGGUUCAUUGCGUUUCGAGCAGCGAACCGGACUCUGGCGACACGCAGGUGGCGUCGGAGGAUUGGAGAAUGCAGGGUAUCGCCACUAAGGAGAUCACGUUGAAUCAACCGAGUCUGCACGGAAAGACCUAUGUAGAGUCAACAGUGACAACUGGGAUCCAGAUCUAUACGUCAGAGACGUUGAAGCAAGCCGAAGGUGUGGUGAGCACGGUGAGGUGCGAGGGCAGGGAACAUGCCCUCGGCCGCGGAAUCAAGCGAAAGCUGGACUCCAUCCAUUCCAUGCAUUCUACUCUGCAUGAAGACCAAGAUGUAGCAGAGACAAAGGACGUAGACGACGGAAACCAAUGGAAACUGAUGGUCGGUGACCUAGUGUGGGGCGCAGCAAGAGGAAGUCCGGCCUGGCCGGGAAAAGUCGAGUCUUUGGGCCCCCCGGGUACUAUGACAGUUUGGGUUCGGUGGUACGGGGGCGGGGGCGGUCGCACCCAAGUCGAUGUCAAGGCUCUCAAGUCCCUCUCCGAAGGCCUCGAGGCGCAUCACCGCGCCCGUAAAAAGUUUAGGAAAAGUCGUAAAUUGAAUAUGCAAUUGGAAAACGCAAUACAAGAGGCGAUGGCGGAACUGGACAGGAUGACGGAAGCCUCCAGCGGCCAGAAAGAUAUCAAAAAGUCGCCCAAGGUGACGUCGCUGCCGGCAACCAGCUCGAAGGGUAUCAAUGGCGCCGGCAGAUCGGAGGCCAAGAGAUCGUCGAAGAGGGUCGUGGCCACUGUGGACCAUGCCAAAGCCGAACAGAAACAAUGCCGGUGAUCCGUGUCGAUCACGGUUGUUUAGCGAACACCCGCGAUCGGCCACUCUCGCCCGUCGUAAAUCGCGGAGUGUCGAUCAUCUUCGCGCAGAAAUGUAAUUAGUCAGCUCUUUCAGUUUAAUAAAUUAUCAAUAACAAAUCUACACGAGUGUGACACGUCCCACAAAUUUACCGAUGCAUUUCCGUUUGCUUCAAUCGACUGCUAUUAAUCACAAUCGCGACCGUAGCGAUUGCAGCGCGGGCACAAUUUAAUGCAGCUGUGACGUGGAUUCUAUUACAUGUAACGAAUCUAGCGCGACAGAUGAGGUCGAAUCUAUUGGUGCAGAAAUAUGUGAUGCUACGAUGCUAUGUUAAUAUGAUACGAAUCGCCUUAAGCACGGACCCGCUACAUCUCGGUGAUCGCUGUGAUCUGCUGCAUCCGAAUAAUCAAGAUUCCUUCGUCCCGAGGAUUUAAUCUUCGAGCAAAAUGUACAAUUUUAUCUCCCCCCAACAUGUUAAAAUUCUUUCUCGUAGCUUAAUCAAUACGCUUUGGGACGCUCUGGUAACGGGGCGUCUCUGAGAAUAAUCAAAAGGCUCGUCUAUGAUUUUAUUAAAUCGAAAAGAGAAUUUUCGAUUUCUUGGAUGCAGAAGCCACGUGGCGUCGAACAUAGAGCUAUAUAUUGCGAUACUGGCAAGCGUUUUUCCUUUUUGUAAAUUUGUCGAUAUCAAGCCUAAGCCACCGUAGCAUCUGCUGCAACAUCUUUAGCGUAUUCUGUUUGUGACCAAAAAAGUACAUCCGUUUUUAACAGACGUGUAAAAUUGCAAAUAAUCAAUAGCGACGUACAGGAAACACUACGGCCGAUUCACCAAAAAUAGGCCUACGGCAUGCAUUGUUAGAUAAUUUAUCCUAACACACGCGUAUGUAUCUACAGAAAGUAGGUAGAAAGACGAUUCACAGGCGUUUCUGAAUUGACAGAGGCAGGGAUUACAUUUAUCAGGCGAAUGAUUUGUCGUACGAUUAUUUCACUCGACGGACGAUUCCUUUAAUGAGAUAACUCAAAGGACGGCGUUUGUAACGCGAACUUUCUACGAUAAUGUACAUUGGAUGUGAUCUCCCGGUUGCUGCGCGCGGUUUUUACAAUUUACACGUGCAAUUGGGAGGCAUGGAUGUUUCCUGAAAACAUGUACUCGCCCCACGUAUUCGGGCGAUCGUAAACAAACGUGUAUAGUUUUAAAAAGAUAUUUUUGCGAACGAACCUUCAUUACACUAUCCGUAGAGAAUAAUGCAUUUUUUUAGAAGGCUAUACACAGUGUAUGGAUCAUUGUUUUACUGUGACGAUGUCAUGCUACAGGCUCGUUGAACCAUUUUAAACUUACACGCGUCCACGGGACGCAAAUUGAUCCGCGCGAUCAUUUUCUUAAACGACGUUCUUCGAACGAUAUGUAAACCUGGAACACGCUGCGACUGAAUAAUACGCGAUUUAAUAUACAGUAGUGAAGCGAUCGGAAAUUGCUGCAAGGUUCGGCAUCCGGUGUUUUUAACAAGUAACGAUGCAAGCGAUUGUUCUUUAAAAAAAAAACAUGUCUUAAAUUAAUCCAGAAUUUUUCAGAACACGCGACAAAUUUCGAUUCCUAGAUCGUUCUGAAAAAUCAUAUUGAUUAAGUGAGAAUUCAAACGAAAGGAAAUUUUGGGAUAAGGAUUAAAAUAUAUACUAUCGAUAUAGAAUUCCUUGAGAGGAGAGAAAAUCCAGGAAACUGAAUCUACAUUCGUUUAUGUUUUGCCUGUAAGAAGGCUCAUAAUUAUAUAUUUUAAUUGCGACUCGAUGUCGCAUUGAUUUGGCGGCUAUAUUUCUCUAAGAUGCAAGUACGCUGAAUUUAAUCGCAAUUUGAAGAAGAAGAACGAUCGUUUGUGACAAACAGUGAAUUCGAAGGUGCGUUAAACAUCUCGAAUACACAUCGUCGAGAUAACUUGGGCGCGUUCGGAAACAUACGAUAGACAAUAAAGAAGAUGCAAGUAUCAAAAAAGAUCGCGCGAUUCUCGAUUUACGUUUUCCGCCACCGAUCUGGAUUUCUUUGGGAAAAAAUUUCGCUAUGAAUGCACCGGCUGCGUAAUACUUAACUAUACGGGUCCGCGUACAGAUUUUUUAGUGUUAUAUUAUGGCUGUAAAUAUGUCAAGUACGAUGAUAACACCGUCAUAAUAACGAAUAUAACUCAGUUGUAAGGAAGGCCAACGUAAAGCAACUAGUUUAUGUACGAAUAAAUUAUCGUUCGCAGAGACGAGUCUGUAAGGGAACGUUUGCUUCUGAGAUUAAAACGGAGCUACUCUUAUAUCAAAAGACAACUGCUUAAUGUCACCGUACAUUUGCGGGAAACCACAGACCAUUCGCGAAGACGGGUUUUUCUGCAAGCGAAAUCUUGUCUAAGCCGUACGUUCUCUGUCUUUUCGUGAAGCAGGAAGUUGCCUGAGUCAUAUCUUUUACUUUGUGACGCAUAUAUAAAAUUUGUGGGAGAGGACUAUGAGAAAAUAUUUUUCAACAUAUUUACGAAGCUUAAAUAUAGAAUAUUUACCUUUGCUAUAUCUUUUCUGUGAUUUAAGGUACGUUCUACGCGACGUUAUAAAAAAACAAACAAACAAACGAGGAGCAUAAUUAGUUGAAUUUUUCCACGUGAUCGUGACUUAGGCCACUUUCAUCAUCGCAAAUAUCGUAGACGAUGUAAAAGCUCGUGGAGAUUUUGCGAGCAGUUUUCUCCCCCAGUGCGCGUUUCUCUACUUAAGGACAAUUAUAUCAAAGUAAAUCAAAAGUUCGCGAUAUCACAUAUUACUCGCUAAGUUUCACAAAAAAAAAA
This is a messenger RNA of Vollenhovia emeryi, 12115 nucleotides long. RefSeq lists its product as uncharacterized. The transcript is spliced from 9 exons. The record is from RefSeq and is a predicted model, not a curated record. NCBI's taxonomy places the organism in Eukaryota, Metazoa, Arthropoda, Insecta, Hymenoptera, Formicidae. The coding region runs from base 1542 to 9290 and encodes 2582 amino acids. Gene Ontology annotation, molecular function: DNA binding; chromatin binding. Gene Ontology annotation, cellular component: nucleus; chromocenter.